This is a messenger RNA of Photinus pyralis (common eastern firefly), 900 nucleotides long. RefSeq lists its product as uncharacterized. The transcript has 5 exons. Lineage: Eukaryota; Metazoa; Arthropoda; Insecta; Coleoptera; Lampyridae. The record is from RefSeq and is a predicted model, not a curated record. The coding region runs from base 81 to 791 and encodes 236 amino acids.
AAACACCUUAAAUUUUGCAAGUUAAUCAGUCUCGCUGAUGAGCCACUCCGGUGUCAACAGAACUUCCAAGGUAUCGAGAUAUGAGGAACGUGACAGUAUUUUCCGUUUUGUUUUUGGGAUGCAUCGCCCAGCAACUUCCUGCAAGUUUCAAAGUGUGCGAUCACUUCGCUCCGGACGUUAACGCGUGCCUAAAGGACGCGAUACUCAGCGCACUUGGCCAACUGAAAGAUGGUUUGCCCGAAAUCGGUGCGGUCGCACUCGAGCCCUUGCACAUCGCGAACAUCACGGUCCACAAGUUCGGAAACGAGUUCUCGUUCAUCAACGUCAUGAUCGAUCACCUCUCGACGGUUGCGGUCACCGAUCUUCACUCCGACUUGACCCGCGAGAAAUUUUGGCUAGAAUUCAACAUGACCGCGGAUGAUAUCAUCGCGGAGAUGGAUUACAGCAUCAAAGGGAAGCUGUUGAUGUUUUCCGUCGACGGUGGCGGAAGAGGAGAGCUUCACAUGAAAAACAUGGUUAUCCAAGCCACGCUGAUAGGUGGCGUCACAAGCGACGGCAAAUACUAUAACCUCGACGAUCUCAACCUGAAGCUUUACCCGAAAAUGGUCAAAUACCGUUUGGAGAACAUCGUACCAGGGCAGAAGGAGAUAAGCGAUCAAAUCAACGAUGUGCUCAACGACACCUGGGACCUGUUGUGGGAUGCCUUCAAAGUGGAUUUGGAAGAGAUCCUUGACAAGUUUUUCUUGGAGUAUGCCAACAAUAUAUUGAAAUAUGUCCCAAUUUCACCCUAGUCUUUUAAGCGCAGUGAAAUGUGAAGUAAAAUAUUAGAUUUAGUCAUUAAGUUCUUUCUAGUUGACCACAUUAUGUGCCAUUAUUAAAUUAAAAUGUUAAAAACCCAAA